AUGUCCUGGAUGGAUGCUGAGCGCUACUGCCAGAUGCUGUCCCUCCCUGGGAAGAUGGUUCACCUUGCGUCCAUCCAUAGCCAAGAAGAGGAUGAAUUCAUCAAAGAUUACGUUAGGAGCGCCUCUGGCCUUGCGGAUUAUCCUAGGUUCUGGAUUGGCUUCAAUGACAUCGAACGGGAGGGUCAGUUCCAGUGGAGUGAUGGAUCUGAUGUGUCUUACGAGAGUUGGGGGCCAGGGGAACCAAAUAACAAAAAAUACGAAGACUGUGUCGAGUGCCGCUCAGAUAUUUACAUCAAAUGGAAUGAUGAGCCGUGCAGUCGUGCAUCCGUUAUAGUCUGUAAAUUUUAG
Messenger RNA from Patiria miniata (bat star), 348 nucleotides. RefSeq names its product echinoidin-like. Gene Ontology annotation, molecular function: signaling receptor activity. The coding region runs from base 1 to 348 and encodes 115 amino acids. The record is from RefSeq and is a predicted model, not a curated record. The transcript has a single exon. Lineage: Eukaryota; Metazoa; Echinodermata; Asteroidea; Valvatida; Asterinidae.